Molecule: messenger RNA, 994 nt
Organism: Aspergillus neoniger CBS 115656
Lineage: Eukaryota; Fungi; Ascomycota; Eurotiomycetes; Eurotiales; Aspergillaceae
Exons: 2
Coding region: 233-862 (209 amino acids)
Source: RefSeq, a predicted model, not a curated record
GGCACUAAACAUAGCAUCGAACUUCCGCAAGGGAUGAGUAGUCUUGCCCAACUACUUAAAUAACCUAGCAGACAUACACAACUUAUAAUCAACCCUCAACUUUCACUUACGAAUUUCACAUAGCUCCCAUGUCCAAGGAGUUAGACGUUAACCCAUCGGAGGUUGAAUUCCUCGAAACGCUAAAGGAAAGCAAAUACUCGGUAGUGUUCAAAGUGCGUUUCCGUGAAAAGCUAUGCGUCUUGAAAGUGGUAAGCCAGCACCCCCAUUUAAUAUACUGCCUUCUCACUUAAUAUCAAAGUAUCACGAUCGGGAGCCAAAUGAACUUGACCCUCCCGACCGCAUAGUCAACCUCUUCAUCUCCGAAUCCACCGCCUACCAACGACUAGAAUCCAAAGGCCUAUGCCAGAGGGGCGUUGUCUCAAACGUCUACGGGACAAUCAGAAAGAUCCAACCGGCUGAUUGGCCAAAUCUCCACAUGUUCCUUAACGACAAAUUACCACCCAAUGCUGUCCUAAUUGAGUAUAUUCCACACCUGCAGCAAAUUGACCUAUCCAACUACUCACCACAACGCCUGGCUACACUCCGUGAGAUUCUCGACGAUAUUCACGCAGCGGGGGUUCUUCAUGCUGAUCCAAAGCCGCGUAAUAUGAUGGUUUCCAUAGUGGGAGAGGAGAGGGUACUCUGGAUCGACUUUGACUCUGCACAGACGUUUUCAGAGUGCGGUGAUCUCUCGCCAAGACAACGAAAAUGGUUCGAUGAGGAGAAUGAGAUGAUGGAUUAUUUUGUUGAUGCGUUGGCGAAAGAUUUUGAGGAAGGCAAGUUGGAUCGCACGAUGUCGUACUAUUAUGAAUGGUACGUAUAGGUAGAAAGCUUUUAACUUGGGUUACACUGGCAGUAUGAGAAUUUGUUGCUCUGGGUAGUAUCUUGAACAUAUACAUUAGGAGUGUCAACGUUGAAUGGUUGGUCUUUAGUACUAUGUCAGUAUCAUCUUCCC